Molecule: messenger RNA, 3351 nt
Organism: Podospora anserina S mat+
Lineage: Eukaryota; Fungi; Ascomycota; Sordariomycetes; Sordariales; Podosporaceae
Exons: 4
Coding region: 1-3351 (1116 amino acids)
Biological process (GO): nucleoside metabolic process
Molecular function (GO): protein binding; catalytic activity
Source: RefSeq, a predicted model, not a curated record
AUGGAUGCCCAGGCAGCUACCGAGCCCAGAACUCAUAGCGACUACACUGUGGGAUGGGUCUGCGCUCUGCCCAAAGAACAAACCGCGGCGACAGCUAUGCUAGAUCACAAGCAUGUCGAUCUUCCGAAACCACCCAAUGAUCACAAUACGUAUACCCUAGGAUCCAUCGGCAAUCAUAAUAUCGUCAUAGCCUGCCUGCCUAAAGGCGAGAUCGGAACAAAUUCGGCGGCGACUGUCGCGACCUCGAUGGCCAACGCCUUUCCGUCCAUUAAGAUCGGUCUAAUGGUUGGCCUCGGCGGCGGUAUUCCACCCAAGGUUCGGCUUGGCGAUGUUGUGAUCAGCUCACCAGUGGGCCAGUAUCCUGGGGUGGUUCAGUGGGACUUGGGCAAGGCGAAAGAAGGGGGCAAGUUCGAGCGGACUGGGUCGCUAAACAACCCACCUGCCUCGCUCCGCACUGCCUUAACGAAACUGGAGACCGAACAUGAAAUGAGCGGAUCUAAGAUACCUCAGUAUCUAGAGGAUCUAAAACGCAAAUGGCCAAGGCUGGCGCUGAAGUACGCCAGCCGUGAUCACCUUGAGGACCCUUUCGGCGUACCGGACGAUCCACCUCGCAGCCAAAAAGCAAUCCAGGGCCUUCCUUCCAUGGAGUCUGGGGCCAAGCAAGUGGAUGAAUACUGCGACGCUACGUUCCGAGAUAGGCUCGACGAGGAGUUUGGUGGCUAUGUUCUCUGCGUCGAAAUGGAAGCGGCGGGACUAAUGAACAACUUCCCGUGCAUUGUCAUCCGAGGCAUCUGUGACUACGCAGAUUCGCACAAGAAUAAAGAUUGGCAGGAGCACGCGGCAGCCGUAGCUGCAGCAUUUGCGAAGGAGCUUUUGCAAUAUGUUAGUUAUUCUCCGGUCGGGGUCACUGUAUAUGUUUUAAUAAUAGGUGUAGUUCACAAAGAGAUAUCCGCAACUCGAGAAGACGUCACCCAGAUCAAAUCCAAAUUUCAGAAAGAGGAAGAUAAAGAAGUCCUCGACUGGCUCACGACAAUCGACUACGGUCCGCAGCAAAGCGACUACCUUAACAGACGGCAACCAGGAACCGGGCAAUGGCUCCUUGACUCAGAAAAGUUCAAGGGUUGGCUGUCCGCCAGCAAUCAGACACUCUUCUGUCCAGGUAUCCCCGGGGCGGGAAAGACGAUCUUAACGUCAGUCGUGCUUGACCACCUCGGUUCCAAGUUUCACAACGACCCGAAGAUCGGCAUCGCAUACAUUUACUUCAAUUUCCAGCGGCAAGACAAGCAGAAGAUUGAUGACUUGCUGGCGAGUGUGCUGAAACAGAUAGCCGAGAGCCAACCCUCUGUUCCAGGAAGCGUCAAAGAUCUCUUUGACAAGCAUAAGGCCAAGCGGACGCGGCCAUCACUUGACGAAAUCUUGAGAGUUCUCCAGUCCGUGGCGGCGACGUGUUCGUGUGUCUUUAUCGUUGUUGAUGCACUUGACGAAUGCCAAACAUCCGAAAGCUGCCGGGAGAGGUUUCUCUCCGAGCUUUUCAACCUACAGAAAAUGCAUGGAAUAAAUAUCUUUGCGACAUCGAGGUCUAUCAUGGAGAUUGUUGAUCGCUUCAAAACCAGCAUAUCACUGGAGAUCCGUGCAAGUACCGCCGAUGUGGCACAAUAUCUAGAAGGUCACAUAUCGGAGUUACCAUCUUUCGUCCAACAGGACCGGCGGCUGCGAGAAGAGAUUAUGGCGGGGAUCUCAGAAGCCGUCGAUGGAAUGUUUCUCUUGGCACAAAUCUAUCUUAAUUUGCUUUAUGAUAAGAUGACACCGAAUGAUAUUCGAAGCACAUUGGAAGUCUUCCGGAACCAAGGGCAAGGCCGAGACGAGAUCCAGAAGGUCGGGGCACUAACCAGUGCGUACAACCAAGCAAUGAUGAGAAUCAAUGGGCAGAUGCCGGGUUGCAAGAAGCUUGCGAUGGAGGUUCUGACAUGGAUCACGUGUGCGAAGAGACAGCUUACCACGUUAGAACUCCAGCACGCCCUCGCAACCAAGCCGGGAAAGUCCGAGCUUGACGACGGAGACUUGCCAUGCAUCGGAGACAUGGUCUCUGUAUGUGCUGGACUGGUAACGGUCGAUGAAAACAAUGGCAUUAUCCGGCUGGUUCAUUACACAACGCAAGAAUAUCUUGAGGGAACACGGUCGCGAUGGAAUCCGAACGCAGAAUUGGCGAUCACGACAACCUGCGUUACCUACCUCUCAUUCACCGUCUUUGAGACCGGGUUCUGCACAACGAACCGUAAGCUUAAGGAGCGGUUGCAGUCAAACCCGCUCUACGAUUACGCCGCGCGCAACUGGGGGCAUCAUGCACACAAGGCUGCAACAUCGAGUCAAGUGGUUAUUCACUUUCUUGAGAGUAAAGCUAAGGUCGAAGCAUCAAGUCAGGCGUUGAUGGCCACCAACUGGAGCCGAUCAUACCCAAUAGGCAGUCAACAUGUUCCAAGGAAUAUGACGGGACUACAUUUAUCAGGAUACUUCGGAGUCAUCGAGGCCGCAGAUGAACUCCUCAGGAGUAGACCCGGUCCAGAUCUGAAAGAUACCUGCAGAAGAACGCCGCUGUGGUAUGCUGCCCAAAACGGGCACGAGGCCGUUGUUAAGAAGCUGCUCGCAGCAGGAGCCGACGUUAAUACUGCUGCUGCUUCUUUUGAUGGCCGGACGGCGCUCCAAGCGGCAGCUGGACGAGGCCAUCUUAAGGUGAUCGAGAAGCUACUCGCAGCGGGAGCCGACGUUAAUGCUGUUGCUGCUACUUCUGGUCGCUGGACGGCGCUCCAAGCAGUAGUUGCUACUUCUGGUAGCUGGACGGCGCUCCAAGCAGCAGCUAGAGGAGGCCAUCUCGAGGUGGUCGAGAAGUUGCUUGUAGCGGGAGCCGACAUUAAUGCUGCUGCUGCUACUUCUAUUGAUGGCCGGACGGCGCUCCAAGCAGCAGCUGAAGGAGGCUAUCUUAAGGUAGUCGAGAAGCUGCUCGUAGCGGGAGCCGACGUUAAUACUGCUAAUUCUUCUAAUGGCCGGACGGCGCUCGAAGCAGCAGCUGGAGGAGGCCAUCUCGAGGUGGUCGAGAAGCUACUCGCAGCGGGAGCCGACGUUAAUAUUAUUGCUGCUACUUCUGGUCGCUGGACGGCGCUCCAAGCAGCAGCUAAAGGAGGCCAUCUCGAGGUGGUCGAGAAGCUACUCGCAGCGGGAGCCGACGUUAAUGCUGCUGCUGCUACUAUUGAUGGCCGGACGGCGCUCCAAGCAGCAGCUAGAAGAGGCCAUCUCGAGGUGGUCGAGAAGCUGCUCGUAGCGGGAGCCGACGUUAAUACUGCUGCAUUGUUCUAA